Melampsora larici-populina 98AG31 is the source of this 1377-nucleotide messenger RNA. RefSeq lists its product as uncharacterized. Bases 1 to 1377 code for a protein of 458 amino acids. The transcript has a single exon. Lineage: Eukaryota; Fungi; Basidiomycota; Pucciniomycetes; Pucciniales; Melampsoraceae. The record is from RefSeq and is a predicted model, not a curated record.
AUGGAUCUACCUCCUGAAAUCGUGAACAAUAUAAUUGAAAUACUUGAUCGCAUGGCUAAGUUUGAAAGUGAUGAACUCGAGCCUCGAAAGCGUCAAGGUAUCGUGGUAAUCUCGGAUUCAGGCGAUAAGCAACCGUACAAGACUUAUUUGCACAGAAAUUCUCCAAUCUUGAAUACUAUUCAAUCCUUUGCAAUGACUUCUCGUGAAAUAUAUCAGCUGUGUCGGCCAUGGCUGUGGCAAGUAAGUCAUCUUCAACUUACUUUGAAAACCUCAUCACGACCAACCACUGAUUAUAGUGUUCAGAAAUUACAAUUUCCUACUCGUCUACCAGCACCAAUAGAUCUAUGGACCAAAGAUAUCCUCCUCAAACAAGGCUCCCUUGUCCGGUCUCUAUCACUCGAUCUCUCCAAAAACUGCAGUCGACCUGAAGGAUCUGUGGACCGCGAUCCCUUUUACGAUAAUUUGAACAUCAAUAUGGAUUAUAUCGAUGAAGAAAGAGUCUCCCCAAAGAAUGCAAAAGACCUGAUAACUCGAUGCCCCAACCUUUCUAAGUUAGAAAUCAGCUAUACACUUCGUGGCGAUACGGAAGACGGAGUUCAACUUUCAGCUUUUCUAUUAGACCUUGUUCCUCUCAUAUCUAGUCUCAAGCACCUCCGGCACAUGUCGUUACUAAAUUAUAUGGGCGAGGAAAACGCGGUUAAAUUACCAUCAGAACUUAUUGUUGGCCUUCCUUUGCUCGAGUCUCUGAGACUUACUGGACUCACUGUUUUGUUAGAUCAAGGGACCCUUGGUGAAGAUUCCUUUGGAUAUAAUCUAUCCAAACUCCGACAUCUAUCAGAAUUAGAUUUAUGCGGCAUUGGGGGUAUAUCCGAGAAAUGGUGUCUUUACAAUUGGGCGGAAACAAUUACUCACCUUGAAAUUUACCGUUGCGGUAAUUUAUCACCGAUUUCAGCGCAUCGAAUCGUUCACCACAUCGCACCACGUCUAAAGAGUCUCACGCUUAGCUUUGAUCAAGAUGAUGGUAGCUGGGCAAUCGAUCCUAGCUUGAAUUCAAGACUGUGUUUCUCUCUUCCAUACCUGAAUCACUUGCUGCUUUGUACCCGGAACCCGAACUUACUGGGCAGCUUCCAAGAUUGCAAAUCUUUACAUUAUCUUGAAUGGACCUACGUAAGAUUAGAACAUUGCAGGACAUUGAGUGGCUUUCUGUUUCGACCCACCUGGCCUCAGCUCAAGAAACUGGCUGUAUAUGAAAACAUUUCUUUGAAUGAAGAAGCUCGAGAUCCUCGAGAUCAAGAAAUUGAAGACGAACUAGUUUCAUUGGAAAAAUAUUGUGAACAAGCCAAUAUAAAGGCUAAAAUACACCGGCGUUGGUUGUAG